Messenger RNA from Cyclocybe aegerita, 1641 nucleotides. Lineage: Eukaryota; Fungi; Basidiomycota; Agaricomycetes; Agaricales; Hemipholiotaceae. The record is from the annotation of a GenBank genome assembly.
AUGUCGGAUUCCGAAAUGCAGGACGCCCGUUCGGACAGCGACGGCGAGGAAUGGGAGAAUGCUGUCGGCACUAGAUUCAACGGAAAACAGUCGGGAUUAGUCGACUUUCCUAUGGAAAUGCUUCCAGCCAUGUUAGAUAACGAGCCUCCCGACGCAAUUGCCAUGGAGAGUGCACGGGCCUUGAAGGAGGAACCUGAGCGAAUGGUUCCCGAACUGGAGAAGAAAUUGGAAGACGUCGCAGCCAGACUGGAAGACUUGAAGCGGAUGCAAGUCGAACUGAUGGAGGACGCUGAGGUGCAGCGCACAAUGCUGCAAGGGUGCUGCAGGGUGCUUGCGCCGAUCCGACGCGUCCCGCUCGACAUUCUCUGCGAAAUAGCGCGCCAUUUGCUCCCUUCUGUACCGUCAGCCAAGAUCACAGAGGCCCCGCUCUCUUUGUCCCACGUCUCUUCUGCAUGGAGGAUGGCAGUGCUGUCGUCAGCGGAGCUGUGGUCGAAAUUGAAUGUGUAUAUCCCAAGUGCAACUCAUCUGCCCCGUUCUGCCGAGGGAAUUCGGAAGUGGUUCGAACGGGCGAGAGGACGCCCCUUGGAUCUAUCCCUACACCUCCACUUCCCUAUGGGGCGUCCAAGAGGACGGCGAUUACUCAACUUCCUCCUCGCAAUGAGCGACAUCACGCCACGAUUCCGACGGUUUUCCCUCUCAGUACCUGAAUUCGCGGAUUUCCUUCCUCAUCUCGUGGAAAUACCCUGGACAUUUCCGCAGCUCGAAUCGCUUUCUAUUUCCAGUACGACUGGACAAUUCUACAAUGAAGAUUACCUCGACAUCGUGGUACCGCCAGUUCUCAUGUUCAACUCGGCAACAAACCUUCGGACACUCGAAGUAUCAAAGGUUUUCGCGACGAUACCUGGAUCUCAUCUCAUUAUGCCAUGGGCUCGCUUGACGUCGGUCGAGCUGACAGAGGGACUGCCGCUCCUAGAAUGGAUUCGUGUCAUGGUGCUCUGCGAGCAGAUGACUUCCGGCGACUUCCUCGUCCGAGACAGCGAGGAAGAUGACCUUGACAUAGCGAAAUCCCAACCAAAGUACACUCACCCAAAUGUCGAGACGCUCAAGGUCACCAUCCUCUACACCCACCCCCUCAUUGUCGAACUACUCUCCUUAUUUAACCUCCCAAGACUGCAUUCCUUGACCGUAGCGCAUGAAGAGGCCAUCGAAGACUACCCCGAUGGACCUCCGAACCUUUUCCCAGAGUUUUCGAACCUUCAAUACCUCUCGCUGUCAGAUUGCAUACCGACGGCCAACCUUAUCGCCAUACUACGUGAAACAACGAACUUGCACACGUUCGAAUUCAACAGCUCCAGCAGCUUCGCCUAUCCUGAUCCCCUGUACUGCGCGAUGUCCUUGAGGGCUUCGCCCGCCAUCCUCUCCAAACUCGCCGUUUUCAAGCUUCUCCUGCCAGAUUGCUGGGAUCCCGAGUACGACUUGACCCUGCUUAUCUCCAUGGUGGAGUCUCGGUACCUCGCGGUGCCCAGCGGCCUCUCUCCGUUGCAAGAGCUCUCCUUGUCAUACCCCUUCCCUCAGUUGACGCAGGCUUUGGCGCCGUUUGGGGGGGCUGGGCUGAAUAUAUCGUAUCUGCAUGACUAUUGA